AUGUCUUCCUCGAAUUCUCCAGUGGUGUUCGAUAAGAACACGGUUGUUGUGGUAUUUGGAGCAUCAGGUGACCUAUCCAAAAAGAAAACAUUCCCUGCGCUCUUUGGUCUAUUUAGAGAAGGUUGCUUGGAUCCUUCCACCAAGAUAAUUGGUUAUGCUAGAUCAGAAUUGACUGUUGAUGAUUUACGAAAAAAGGUUGAACCAAACUGUAAGGUAAACGAGGGGGAUGAUGAAAAGUUGAAGGAGUUCCUACAGAUGAUCUCUUAUGUUCAUGGACCAUACGAUAAAGAUGAGGGUUAUAAGAAAUUGGCAGCUGAAAUUGAGCAAUUUGAGAAGGAAAGGUCUAUAAAGAAUCCGAACCGGUUGUUUUACUUGGCGCUGCCCCCUUCGGUGUUUGUUACUGUCGUUGGCCAUAUUAAAUCCAAUGUUUACAGCGAACAGGGUACCAUGAGAGUGAUUAUUGAGAAGCCAUUCGGCCAUGACUUAGCUUCUUUUAGGGAAUUGCAACAGCAAUUAGCUCCCUUGCUACGGGAAGAGGAGGUGUUUAGAAUUGACCACUAUUUGGGUAAGGAAAUGGUGAAGAACUUGAUGUUGUUGAGGUUCGGCAAUGUCUUUUUCAAUGCGGCCUGGAACAAAGAAACCGUGCAGAUGAUCCAAAUCUCCUUCAAGGAGCCUUUCGGUACUGAGGGUCGUGGAGGCUACUUUGACUCUGUGGGUAUAAUUCGGGAUGUCAUGCAAAAUCACUUGCUACAAGUUUUAACGCUAUUGACUAUGGAAAGGCCUGCUUCCUAUGACCCAGAAAGUGUACGUGAUGAAAAGGUGAAGGUAUUGAAGGCCUUCGAACCUAUCGAUCAUAAUGAUAUAUUAAUCGGACAGUAUGGCAAAUCUAUAGACGGUGAAAAGCCUGGAUACUUGGACGAUGACACUGUAAAGAAGGAUUCAAAAUGUCUCACUUAUGCUGCUUUGACGUUUAAAAUUAAAAACGAACGCUGGGAUGGUGUCCCAAUUGUUAUGAGAGCUGGUAAGGCGCUCAAUGAGGGAAAGGUCGAGGUAAGAAUAAUGUUCAAGAGUAUUUGCUCUGGAAUUUUUAGUGAUAUCCCCAGUAACGAACUUGUGAUUAGAAUACAGCCAAGCGAGGCUAUAUAUGUUAAAUUUAACGCUAAAACCCCAGGUUUGGCUACGAAUUCCCAAUUAACUGAGCUUGAUUUGACUUACGCGAACCGGUUCAAGAACUACUGGAUUCCAGAGGCUUAUGAGUCAUUGAUCAGAGAUGCAUUAAUGGGUGACCAUUCGAACUUUGUGAGAGAUGAUGAAUUGGAUCUCAGCUGGCAAUUGUUUGAUCCACUAUUGGAAUAUUUGGAAGGCCCUGAUGCUCCUCAGCCUGAAAUUUAUCCAUAUGGUUCAAGAGGCCCGGCUGGUUUGUCAAAAUACUUGGAGAAUCACCAUUAUGUUUUCCAGGAUGGCAAGUAUCAAUGGCCAGUUUCAUUUGCACAUGAAGCGAACGAUAGUGGGAAAUCGAACUUGUAG
Molecule: messenger RNA, 1527 nt
Organism: Eremothecium sinecaudum
Lineage: Eukaryota; Fungi; Ascomycota; Saccharomycetes; Saccharomycetales; Saccharomycetaceae
Gene: ZWF1
Product: glucose-6-phosphate dehydrogenase
Exons: 1
Coding region: 1-1527 (508 amino acids)
Biological process (GO): pentose-phosphate shunt, oxidative branch; glucose metabolic process
Cellular component (GO): cytosol
Molecular function (GO): NADP binding; glucose-6-phosphate dehydrogenase activity
Source: RefSeq, a predicted model, not a curated record